This is a messenger RNA of Alligator sinensis (Chinese alligator), 3551 nucleotides long. Its product is annotated as ubiquitin carboxyl-terminal hydrolase 47-like. Bases 148 to 1446 code for a protein of 432 amino acids. The transcript is spliced from 17 exons. NCBI's taxonomy places the organism in Eukaryota, Metazoa, Chordata, Crocodylia, Alligatoridae. Gene Ontology annotation, biological process: protein deubiquitination. Gene Ontology annotation, cellular component: cytosol; nucleus. The record is from RefSeq and is a predicted model, not a curated record. Gene Ontology annotation, molecular function: cysteine-type deubiquitinase activity; cysteine-type endopeptidase activity.
CCUGCUUGCUUCCCUACCAGUUGGAAUGAAAAUGCAAGUUAAAGAGCAGCUCCUUUAACUGUCUUUGCCAAGUCUGGCCUUAGGACCUUGGCAUCUGCCUCUUCACAGCUCUGCUCUGCUAGCUCUGUUAGCUCUGCUAGUCAGACGAUGCAUGCAGAGAAAGAAGGCUCACCACUGUUCCUCUCCACCCCGGCUGUAUCCAGGCUCCACAGUUCUGUCCCAGGCUUGGUGCGGCCUCUUCCCCGCUGUGCCUCUGACCCUCGCCGAUGUUCUGUUGGCUCCAUGCCUCUCUCUGCUCCUGGCCGCAAGAGGAUGAGAUGGGAGGAAGAAAGCAGCAGAAGAAAUUGGUGCCCAUGUCAGCAGCUCUCCAGCCUACAGAUCGAGGACCAACUGAACUAUUUGCACACAAAGAGCAGGUGUGGGAGCGACCGUGAAAUAAGGAAACGAGACCAAGUCUGGGACCAGCCAAGGGAUGCAAUGUCUGUCUCCAAGCAUCUGGAGGUGCCCUCCCACAUUAAGCCAGGAGUGUAUGUGGGGCUGCGUAACCAGGGCUCCACCUGCUACUUCAACAGUCUGCUGCAGUGUCUGUUCUUCACCCCAGAGCUCAGAGAGGCCAUCUGCAGCUGUGGUAACAGUGGUACCAGCAUCGUGCACAUCCUGAUAAAGCUGUUUCAAGAGCUGAUGGAUAGAAACACCUUGCUCAACACCACAGGAAUUACUAAGUGCCUUGGAAUUCACAAUGUGCACCAGCAGCAGGACAUUGAGGAAUAUUUCAGGCGCCUGAUGGAUAAAAUAAUUGAGGAGAAAGAAGAGAUUCGCCAGCUAUACGAGGUGAAAAAGGUCCAUACCAUCACUUGUUGUGAAUGCAGACUCCAGACAAAAGUGGAGAAUCCUGUCCUGAGUCUUUCCCUCUCUUUUAAAAACUUGGCUUCUAAUCACGCAGGUUACUCUGUGGCCAGCGCUUUGGAUGAGAUACAGCAAGAAAACACCUUUACAGGAGAUGACCAGUUAUAUUGUGAAAAGUGUAGGUGCAAACAAGAUGCCACAUCGAAAUACUGCUUUGGAAGUCUACCCCAGAUUCUGGUUCUGCACUUGAAGAGAUAUCAGUUUGAUUCUUUUACUGGGUUUACAAAGCUGAGUUGUGAAGUGUCUGUGCCACUCUUACUCAAUAUGAGCAAGGAAGACCACACGGUUGUAUACUAUCACCUCUAUGCCAUGUGUCACCAUUCUGGAGGAAUUCAUGGUGGCCAUUACCUGGCUGAGAUAAAGUCCUUUGAAAACAAUAGCUGGUAUGAAUUCAAUGACAGCAGAGUGCGCAAGGAAUUUACUGGAGAACACAUCUCUAAGAACUCCAGCUGCUGGAAACUGAUGGGCAGGAUCCCCUGGGAAGCCAGUCUGAAGGGGAGAGGAGUCCAGGAGAGCUGGCUGUACUUCAAAGAAACUUGACGGAGAGUGCAGAAACAAAGCAUCCUGAUGUGCAUUAACACUAAUCCCAAAAAGACAGAUCUCAACAGAUGGCAGGAUCUGGUAAUUUCAAUUCCCAUUCUGACAGUCGGGCUGUCCUUUGUACCUGGGCCCUAGUGCCUGUGUAACGCUCUCAGGGCUCCCACUGGAAUAGCUCUGUGUUCUCCCCUGUAAAACUCUUCCUCCUUUCCUUCAAGGGUUGGUCUUGACCCACUAGUGCUCCCAGCAUGAGUCAGAGCCCACCUAAAAUAGCAGUAGACUCUUUCUUUAACUGCCUGUUGCUGGGCACGGGUGUUCUCCAGGAGCUGCAGGCCUGUCCCUCAGUGAGCAGUGCAGCUGUGAGGUGCAUAGAGCACAUAGGCUCUUCUCUUCUUUGCAACCUUUUUUCUAGGGUGCUUGUUAUUUCAGGCAUCUGUUAGUAUAGUAAGGAAAGAUUGUUUUUGAACAUGUCUUUUGGAUGUCUGAGACCCAAACCACAUCUGUUCCUGCCUUCUGUUGCUGUGGACUAGGAAGCCUGGUUUCAAGAGAUGAACCUUGUAUGAUGUGAAACUGCUGCCAUUACAUAAUGUAGCUGGGUCCUCAGGUGAUGUGUUGAAAGGACUUCCCAAAGGGAUAUCUUGUCUGCCAGGCAUUCUCUGCUCUACUCUGUCUUCGGUUUCUUUAAAGAACCAAUCAAUAAUGCAAGAUAUUGUUUUAAUUUCAGGAAAAUACAAAGGUGAACAUUUUUCAUGGUGUCUAAGUUGUGUAACAUUAAGUUUACAAAAGUUCAAUUCCUUUGAUUUAAGGAGUGAAAAAUAAGGAGAAGGAAUUAGAAAGGAAGGUCUGUGAAACAAAACCAAGAGAUCAAAGAUGAGUCCCACCUGCUUUUCAGUGACAUAGAACUUUUUAUUUCCCACUCAGCUGAAACCCACAGCCCUGUUCAGGGUUGUACGUUUUGAGCACUGUAGUGGUGCCUCUAAACAGAGCCCUCAGCCCUUGACCUGUGUUGUGAGGAGUGGAUUCUGGUCAAUCGCUUCUCAGCUGGUUCAAAGUUCAAACAAGUUUUCAGCCUAGAAAGAGUACUGCAUAGCAUGACUCUGGCUCAGAGAUGAUUCAGCCUAGCUCUAGUUUCCAAGGUGUAACCAUUCAAGGAUCUUCAGCAGCCUAUUUCCAUCUCUCUCUUAAUGAAUUGGCCCUGUUGUAACUGUAGAUUGUUACGUUUUGUCAUUUGAGUGGUCUAACAUUUUCUUGCAUUAGAUUAUAAAUUGUAUUAUGCUUGCAAAGACCUCCGGGAUAUGAGUGAGGCACAAGGAUGUGAUCACCUAUUUGACUAGGUAUUCAUAGGCUUUUGUUGUGUUUCAGUGUGAGUCGCACCGCAUAUCUGUUAAUGUACCGCCGCUGUGUGGAUUGCAGUGCUGAGCCAAGUAAGUGAUAUGCAGUUACUCAGUUUGCUGCCAAGGAAGAUGGUGUGAUACCAGAUCCCCUGGUCCGUGUACUGGGAGACUCGUGUCUCACCGCUCUGUUAGGUCAUUGAGUUGCUGCAGUUUUCUGUCUUUUGGGAGGGUCAGCAAGGUGCCUGUUCUAUAGUCUUUUUUAUAACUGGCCAAAGUGCCACAUUAUAUUAUAAAGCUGGGUGAACUGAUGUGAAAAGUUGGGAGACCAGUUCAACUGGUGAAUUCAGUGGGAAGUAAUGAACCUCUGUAACAGUGAACCAGGCAGCUUGUAGCUCUGGUGGGUUCUGGGAAAGCUAUGGUGGGAACCUGAAGACAUGGGCCUGAGUUCUGGAGACAGGCAGUUAGACCAUGGUGUCUCAGCUGUCAGGGAGGGGAGCUACCCUAGACAUCCUGUGCGCCAAGAGCAAGCCUAGAGUUCCCAAGAGAGGCAGAAACUUGAGUUCUGCUCUGAUCCCAGAGGCUUAAUACACCCAGGGAAGUAGUAGCUGGGUCUUCUGACCUUAUUUUGGCAAGUGUCCAGCAGAGACCACUCAACCAAUGAAUGGGUGAGAGCUGCCCAGCAGCAAGAUCAUGAGUCAGAGAAGCAAAAGAAGAAGAGAAGGUCAAGGAAUCCAAUCCAGAACAACAAUCAGAGGAAAAGCACCUCUUGCACAC